AUGAUUCGAUUAACAGUUUCAAUUCUAUUUCUGAUAUACCCAUUGUCGCGUGCGUCUAUUGACAGUAAUGAUAUUAAUAGGUAUACGUACAAUUGUACGCAUAAAGACGGUGAGUGCGCGAAACAAAAGGUGAAUGUGGACUUUGAAUUGUGUGCAUCAAAAGUUUGUAUUUACAAGUGCUGCCCUAGAGAUCAGGUGGUGCUUUAUUCAGAGUGUGUACAGGCGAAAGCGGGGAAUUUGUCUGAUGUGGACGUGUAUGACUAUUACUUGAAUAAGGCUAAGAGGAAGUUUAAUGAAAUUUUUCAUGUGAUAACGAAUAAAUACGCGAAUAGAGUGUUUGCUGAGAGUGCAUACCUUGCGAUUUUCAUCGGUGGCGAUGUUUAUUUGGAAGAGAGUGGAAGUUUAUAUGUGGAGAUGCCAAAUCAGUAUAGAAGAUGGAUACAGAUAACGAACAAAGAUUUCUGCAUAGAUUACUCGAUGACGGAGAACGACACACUCUCAGAUUCGCCCCAGUUCUUCGUAAAUUAUCAAGCAGAGCCUCCUAGACAAAAGCAAUCUACUAUAUAUGUCGUAGCUUUGGGAAUAUCAUCUGUAUUUCUUUUCCUGGUACUCCUCAUAUACAUCUUACUACCGGAGGCUCAGAACUUAGUAGGCAAGAUUCGUAUGUGCUACGUUAGUAGUUAUAUUGGGUAUUUUGUUUCUGUGGCGGUUGUUCUGGAUGGUUCACAUUCGGAGACAACAUGCAAAAUUUUGUCAUUCAUUGCAUAUUUCUCCAUCAUAGCAACGUGCUGUUGGAUGAACAUCAUGUCGUAUGAUAUCUGGUCGACAUUUCGAACUAGAGGAAGUACAAAGUUUUCUGGGUCCAGUGAGAGGCGGAGAAUAGAAAAGAGGAAAUUCCGUCGAUACUGCUGUUACGGAUGGGGAAUUCCACUAAGCAUGGCCGCUGGUCUGAUGAUAAUCAACUCCCUUGACCUUUCUGGUCUGCCUUGGUUCAUCACACCACAGAUUCCAACUUGGGGAUGCUUUUUAAUAGACGGCCAGCAAUUCGUAUACAUGUACAUACCGAUGAUGAUUCUUGUGGGCGGGAACUGUUUAUUGUUUCUGCUGACUGCGUGCAGUAUUUGGGAGUCAAUGAGAGGAAAUGAAGUGCUGGGACCAGCUGCAACUAAGCGACAACAACAAAGGUUCAAGAUAUGCGUGCGGCUGUCAGUGACAAUGGGUGUGAGUUGGAUAUGGGAAGUGAUUAGUUUCCUGGUACCAGCUGCUGAUGAGUUUGCCCUGUACCUUGACCUGUAUAAUGGCUGCAUUGGAUUCUUGAUCUUCCUCAUCUUCGUUUGCAAUAGACGCAAACUAGCUCACCUCAAAGCAAGAUUUCAAUCAUGGCGUCACCCGAAAUCUUUCAAUCAGAAUACGAGUAACGAUUCGCAAGCUGUGGCGAUGAAGAGAUUGGACAACUCUUUAAGCACUGUCGAGUUUUAG
Molecule: messenger RNA, 1479 nt
Organism: Pieris macdunnoughi
Lineage: Eukaryota; Metazoa; Arthropoda; Insecta; Lepidoptera; Pieridae
Source: the annotation of a GenBank genome assembly